Molecule: messenger RNA, 5588 nt
Organism: Myxocyprinus asiaticus (Chinese sucker)
Lineage: Eukaryota; Metazoa; Chordata; Actinopteri; Cypriniformes; Catostomidae
Gene: hs2st1b
Product: heparan sulfate 2-O-sulfotransferase 1b
Exons: 7
Coding region: 308-1378 (356 amino acids)
Cellular component (GO): membrane
Molecular function (GO): heparan sulfate 2-sulfotransferase activity
Source: RefSeq, a predicted model, not a curated record
UGAGUGACGCAGAAAAGCACUGGACGAUCGGAGCUGCUCAGACGUACAACAACUUAAACAAACAGUCAACAGUCCCGACUUUUGGCAAAAUACCACCGUCUGCAAACAGAUGCGGGAUAAGCGACUGAAAAGACCGCGUUUGCACUGAUGCAUUCGGCUACAACAUCUCUAACUUUGCAGUGUUUUUAGUCAGCGCAUAACCAAGAUCGUCUGUCUGGAGUCGAUAUUGCUGCUCCUGUAACGGACUGAUCCACGCUUCUUAUUCACAUUUCACAGCAUGACAUGUAGAUAAGCAUCCGAUACUUUGAUGGGGCUCCUGAGGAUCAUGAUGCCACCCAAGUUCCAGCUCCUGGCUGUUCUGGCGUUUGGAGUGGCGAUGCUUUUUAUUGAGAACCAGAUUCAGAAGCUGGACGAGUCUCGGGCAAAGCUGGAACGCACCAUGGCCAAACACGAGGUGCGAGAGGUGGAACAGAGACAGACACGGGACAGCCUACGGGACUCUCCGGCAUUGGCUGAGAGUGACGAUCUGGUCAUCAUCUAUAACCGUGUGCCCAAGACUGCCAGCACCUCCUUCACCAACAUCGCAUAUGACCUUUGCGGAAAGAACCGCUUUCAUGUUCUCCACAUCAACACCACCAAGAACAAUCCAGUCAUGUCACUCCAGGACCAGAUGCGGUUUGUAAGGAAUGUGACAUCCUGGCGGGAAAUGAAACCAGGUUUCUACCACGGCCAUGUCGCCUACCUGGACUUUUCAAAGUUUGGGGUUAAGGAUAAGCUAGUUUAUAUCAACAUCAUACGGGACCCCAUUGAGAGGUUGGUGUCAUACUACUACUUUCUGCGGUUUGGAGAUGAUUACCGACCAGGUCUCAGACGGAGAAAGCAGGGGGACAAAAAGACGUUUGAUGAGUGUGUGUCAUCCGGAGGUUCUGAUUGCGCUCCUGAGAAGCUAUGGUUACAGAUCCCGUUCUUCUGUGGCCAUUACUCUGAGUGCUGGAAUGUUGGAAGCAGGUGGGCUCUGGAGCAGGCCAAGUAUAAUUUGGUGAACGAGUAUCUGCUGGUGGGAGUAACAGAGGAGCUGGAGGAUUUUAUAAUGAUGCUUGAGGCAGCACUGCCACGGUUCUUCAGAGGAGCAACAGAACUCUACCGCACAGGUAAGAAGUCUCACUUGAGGAAAACGAGCGAGAAGAAACCUCCAGCUAAAGAGUCCAUCUCAAAACUGCAGCAGUCCAACAUAUGGAAGAUGGAGAACGAGUUCUACGAGUUUGCCCUGGAGCAGUUUCAGUUUGUGCGUGCUCACAGUGUCAGGGAAAAAGACGGAGAACUCUACCUACUGCCACAGAACUUCUUUUACGAGAAGAUCUAUCCAAAAGUAAACUAGAGCAAGUAGAUUUUGAGUAAUAUUGCGGCUCAGAGUUAUAAGCGUGUGUACUUUGGCUUGUUUAAGUACUGUUCAGUCACAUGUACUGAGAAAAGAAGAACAUGGACACAAAUGUCACAGUGCUGACAUUGAGACACUGUAUCAACCAGCAAUUUUGAGACCGGAAUCGUUUUAUGGACUUCAGUACAACAGUGAAGACACUGCUGACAUCAACUUGAAAACAAAAUGAAAGACAAAAAUGAGUUUUCACAUAAUUCAUUAUGCCUUCCAAAAGAACAUGUCAGAAAAUGUUUGGCCAUCUGUCACUGUUGUGAAAAGUACAUUUCGAACAGGGUUAAAAGGGUACUGCUUUUUGUACCAGACAUUUGGUACAUUAGGAGCACUUCCUUAUUUUACUACUAACUGAUGUUUUGUGGAUUUAUAACACUUUCUGCAUUGUGUAUAUUCAUUUUUAAUAGAAUGCCAUGAACCGUGUUUACAGACUUAAGUAAAGGUAUUGUAGCCAGAGGAUAAAAAGUGGUCAGAAUUGUAUUUACAAAUAUAUUUUAUGUAAUUGGACCAAAUGGUUUAAGAAUUUCAGAUGUGUAUAGUUUAAACUUAAUGAGUUAGAAAAUAGACAUCUUUUGGGGGAUCUUACUUUUUUCUUUUAUUUCUUUUCUAUUGCUCUCUUUUUCAUCCCAGUUCCCAGGCAAAAGAUUCUAAAAAGUAACAGAGAAGAUACACUUACCUCUGAGAUGAACUAUCAAGCCAUUUAACAGACAGAGACCGUGUUUAACAGUUCAAAUAAAAAAAUGCAGUUUGAGUAGCAGUCCUUUUAUCAUGAUUUUAUCUGCUACUGCAAGUGUGAGGCAGAUUUAGAAAUCUAAAUAACAUGUUGGGUUCCUUGAGCAGUAACUACUGGUAUCAUCUUGUAGUUCAGUAUAAGCUAACUUGGUCUCUACAGACUACUGCCCUCUCAGCAUUCAUAAAUAGACCUUCUGUGUAUUGACUAAGCCUGGCUUUUAUAAAAGUUUUGCUGUAGUGUGUUUUACCAGAAGACCUGGGAGGAAGUCAUCUCUAUAUCCGUCUUUGUCUCUGAAUGUCUUUUAGGUCACAGGGUUCAGUUGUGAAUGAAAAGAUCAAGGCUUAAACCAACAUUAGUUUUACACUCAAUAGUGCCUUCAUAAAUAACCUUUCAUCACAUGCCCUGGUUUUAGCAAUUGUUCAUAUAUGUUUUAAACAAUGUCUGUACUUUAAGGUUUUUUAAACUGCCAGCUUUCUUUUGUAUUUGGGUUGUUCCAUUUGUUUAUACAUCUCUCUCUCUCUCUCUCUCUCUCUCUCUCUCUCUCACUGGCGGCCACAAUUUGGAAUAAUGUACAUAUUUAGCUGUUCACCAAAGUGGCAUUCAACUGAUCACAAAGUAUAGUCAGGACAUUACUGAUGUAAAACCAUCACUAUUUGAAAAAUGUCAUUUUUGAUCAAAUCUAGACAGGCCCUAUUUCCAGCAGCCAUCACUCCAACACCUUAUCCUUGAGUAUUCAUGCUAAAUUGCUAAUUUGGUACUAGAAAAUCACUUGCCAUUAUAUCAAACGCUGCUGAAAGCUAUUUGGUUCAUUAAAUGAAGCUUAACAUUGUCUUUGAGUUUGUUUUGAGUUACCACAGUAUGCAAUAGACUGGCAUGUCUUAAGGUCAAUAUUAGGUCAAAAAUGGCAAAAAAGAAGCAGCUUUCUCUAAAAACUCGUCAGUCAAUCAUUGUUUUGAGGAAUGAAGGCUAUACAAUGCUUGAAAUUGCCAAAAAACUGAAGAUUUCAUACAAAGAUUUACACUACAGUCUUCAAAGACAAAGGACAACAGGCUCUAACAAGGACAGAAAGAGAUGUGGAAGGCCCAGGUGUUCAACUAAACAAGAGGAUAAGUACAUCAGAGUCUCUAGUUUGAGAAAUAGACACCUCACAUGUCCUCAGUUGACAGCUUCUUUGAAUUCUACCUGCUCAACACCAGUUUCAUGUACAACAGUAAAGAGAAGACACAGGGGUGCUGGCCUUAUGGGAAGAAUUUCAAAGAAAAAGCCACUUUUGAAACAGAAAAUCAAAAAGAAAAGGUUAGAGUGGGCAAGAAAACAGACAUUGGACAACAGAUAAUUGGAAAAGAGUGUUUUGGAUCUUAAUCCCAUUGAGCUUUUGUGGGAUCAGCUAGACUGUAAAGUGCGUGAGAAGUGCCCGACAAGACAGCCACAUCUAUGGCAAGUGCUACAGGAAGUGUGGGGUGAAAUGUCACCUGAGUAUCUGGACAAACUGACAGCUAGAAUGCCAAGGAUCUGCAAAAUUUGAUUUUUUAAUGAGAACUGUUUGAAGUAGUUUAAGAAGUUCUGAAGAAAACAAAAUCAAAUUGUAAUAGUAAUUUUUCACGUUAUUAAUGUCCUGACUAUACAUUGUAAUCAGUUAAAUGCCACUUUGGUGAAUUAAAGUACCAAUUUCUUUCCAUAAGAGCAAAAUCUGAACAUUAUUCCAAACUUUUGGUCUCGUGUGUGUAUAAAUAAAUAAAUAAAUAAAUAAAUAUAUAUAUAUAUAUACACACACACACACACACACACAUACAGUUGAAGUCAGAAGUUUAUAUAUACCUUAGCCAAAAUAAUUUUCACAACUCCUGACAUUUUAUCAUAGAAAGCAUUCCCUGUCUUAGGUCAGUUAGGAUCAUUACUUUAUUUUAAGAAUGUGAAAUGUCAGAAUAAUAGUAGAGAGAAUGAUUUAUUUCAGCUUUUAUUUCUUUCAUCACAUUUCCAGUGGGUCAGAAGUUUACGUACACUUUGUUAGUAUUUGGUAGCAUUGCCUUUAAUUUGUUUAUCUUGGGUCAAACCUUUUGGGUGGCUUUCCACAAGCUUCUUACAAUAAGUUGCUGACAUUUUGGCCCAUUCCUCCACACAGAACUGGUGUAACUGAGCCAGGUUUGUAGGCCACCUUGCUUGCACAUGGUUUUUCAGUUCUGCCCACAAAUUUUCAAUCGGAUUGAGGUCAAGUCUUUGUGAUGGCCACUCCAAUACCUUGACUUUGUUGUCCUUAAGCCAUUUUGCCACAACUUUGGAGGUAUAUUUGGGAUCAUUGUCCAUUUGGAAGACCCAUUUGCGACCAAGUUUUAACUUCCUGGCUGAUGUCUUGAGAUGUUGCUUCAAUAUAUCCACAUAAUUUUCCUUCCUCAUGAUGUCAUCUAUUUUGUAAAGUGCACCAGUUCCUCUUGCAGCAAAGCACCCCCACAACAUGAUGCUGCCAUCCCCAUGCUUCACGGUUGGGAUGGUGUUCUUUGGCUUGCAAGCCUCACCCUUUAUCCUCCAAACAUAACGAUGGUCAUUAUGGCCAAACAGUUAAAUUUUUGUUUCAUCAGACCAGAGGACAUUACUCCAAAAAGUAAGAUCUUUGUCCCCAUGUGCACUUGCAAACUGUAGUCUGGCUUUUUAUGGAGGUUUUGGGGCAGUGGCUUCUUACUUGCUGAGCAGCCUUUCAGGUUAUAUUGAUAUAGGACUCGUUUUACUCUGGAAAUAGACACUUGUCUACCUGUUUACUCCAGAAUCUUCAUAAGGUCCUUUGCUGUUGUUCUGGGAUUGAUUUGCACUUUUCACACCAAACUACAUUCAUCUCAUGGAGACAGAAUGCGUCUCCUUCCUGAGCGGUGUGAUGGCUGCGUGGUGCCAUGGUGUUUAUACUUGCGUACUAUUGUUUGUACAGAUGAAUGUGGUACCUUCAGGCAUUUGGAAAUUUCUCCCAGACUUGUGGAGGUCCAUAAUUAUUUUUUUGAGGUCUUGGCUGAUUUCUUUAGAUUUUCCCAUGAUGUCAAGCAAAGAGACACUGUGUUUGAAGGUAGGCCUUAAAAUACAUCCACAGGUACACCUCCAAUUCAGUACACCUCCCAUCAGAAGUUAAUUGUCUAAAGGCUUGACAUCAUUUUCUGGAAUUUUCCAAGCUGCUUAAAGGCACAGUUAACUAAGUGUAUGUAAACUUCUGACCCACUGGAAUUGUGAUGUAGUCAAUUAAAAGUGAAACAAUCUGUCUGUAAACAAUUGUUGGAAAAAUUACUUGUGUCAUGCACAAAGUAGAUGUCCUAAACGACUUGCCAAAACUAUAGUUUGUUCAAAUGAAAUCUGUGGAGUUAUAAAUUAGAUGUAAUGACUUCAACUUAAGUGUAUGUAAACUUCUGACUUUAACUGUAUAUUUCAAAUAAACAUUGCUGUCUGUUA